CUGUUAAUUUUUACGUUUUUGACAGAUAACGUUGACCCUUAGAAAAAAUUCAGUCUUGUCAAUUUUUUCAUCCAAAUUUCUGUAAUUAACACAACCUUACCUCCUUCAAACACCAAAAAUGUCUGCGUGGAGAGCUGCCGGUCUUAACUACAUUAACUACUCAAACAUUGCUGCCAGGCUGCUUCGGCAAGCAUUGAAACCCGAAGUUAGAGCAGAAGCAGCCAAAAGAAAUGAAACUCACAUCAGAAUCACAAAAUGGGUCGACGGCAAGCCUAUAAAUGCGCGCGAUUAAGUUCCUAGAAAACUCAGCCCACUAAUUGAGCUGGAAACUCAAUUCGAGCGUGUUGGAAUUAAUCUUUAGUAAUAAAUGUUGUAAGGUAAAUAAAUGUUUUAUUAAAAAAAAAAACAAACUAAAAAACCCUAAAUAGAAUAAAUAUUGUCAACCAGAA
Molecule: messenger RNA, 449 nt
Organism: Zophobas morio
Lineage: Eukaryota; Metazoa; Arthropoda; Insecta; Coleoptera; Tenebrionidae
Gene: sun
Product: protein stunted
Exons: 4
Coding region: 119-292 (57 amino acids)
Biological process (GO): proton motive force-driven mitochondrial ATP synthesis
Cellular component (GO): mitochondrial inner membrane
Molecular function (GO): proton-transporting ATP synthase activity, rotational mechanism
Source: RefSeq, a predicted model, not a curated record